Messenger RNA from Lepidothrix coronata (blue-crowned manakin), 4405 nucleotides. RefSeq names its product neurotrypsin-like. Gene Ontology annotation, biological process: proteolysis. The record is from RefSeq and is a predicted model, not a curated record. NCBI's taxonomy places the organism in Eukaryota, Metazoa, Chordata, Aves, Passeriformes, Pipridae. Gene Ontology annotation, molecular function: serine-type endopeptidase activity. Bases 233 to 2701 code for a protein of 822 amino acids. Gene Ontology annotation, cellular component: membrane. The transcript has 16 exons.
CUCCGAGGAUAUAGGAGAUUUGCUCCUAAUUAACUGAGUGCAAUUCUUGGCCAAAUGCACUCCAGAAAGAGCUCCUUCAUACCACUCAGCAACUCCUAUAAAAGAUCCAGCAGAAAUGGAAAAGGCAUCCUGCUGCCCCCGGUGCGGAGUGGCUAGCGUGGGAAAGCAGAGCCCGGCAGCUGAACGAGAAUGUGAUGCUUGAGGAACCUUCUGCCCACUUUUUAUAGGAGGGAUGGAGAUCUCCAAAAUACUCGGGCUCCUGGUGGAGCUCUCGAGUCUGCUAUCCUGUCUCAGAUGUGUGGAGGCUCUCCUGGGAUCCCAGCCCAACCAAAACCAUUUGCAGAGUGCAGCAUCCAGCGGGUGUGCUGUCGGACCCCUGGGCUAUUACAAUGGCUCGCUGGCGGUCACUGAGGCCGGGGCAGAGUGCCUCAACUGGGCAGAGUUCCCCGAUUAUGUCCAGCAGUACCCAGACCGUGGCCUGGGGGACCACAACCACUGCAGGAACCCAGAUGGGGGAACGACACCCUGGUGCUUCUACCGGCUCUCGUCAGGGGCCAUCGGCUGGUCCAACUGUGACUGUAACCAAGGUGCUGUGCGGUUGGCUGAAGAUAGUAGUGUGGAGCUGUACUUCAGUGGACUCUGGGGUACCAUCUGUGCUGACCACUGGACUGACUGGGAUGCCAGUGUUGUCUGCAGGCAACUAGGUCUCAGUGAGAUCGGCACAGUUGGGAAGAAAAGUCAUCCUGGACCAUGGCCUGUUCCCCUGCACCUACAGUCAGCAAACUGCCAUGGGGAUGAGAAAGCUCUGCUGCAGUGUGGCUAUCAGGAAGCUGUGUCAGGAGCUUGUAAACAGGGGAGUGCCACAGUAACUUGUGUUCCUCCAGAAGGUGUAGGUGCCCCACUGCGUAUUGUUGGGGGGAAGGAGAGCUUUGAAGGGCGAGUGGAGGUUUACCACGAUGGCAAGUGGGGCACCAUCUGUGACGACCAGUGGGAUGACCGGGAUGCUGAAGUAGUCUGUAGACAGCUGGGACUCAGUGGGACCCCAAAAGCCUUGUCAUGGGCUCACUAUGGGCAGGGAUCUGGCCCAAUCCUGCUGGAUGAAGUGCAGUGCUCAGGCAAUGAACUCUCACUUGACCAGUGCAAGAAGAGUGAUUGGGGACAGCAAAACUGUGACCACAUUGAAGACGCUGGGGUCUCCUGUGACCCUUUCACAGAGGGCACUGUCAGGCUGGCUGGUGGCCGCAGCCCCAGCGAAGGCAGGGUAGAAGUUUAUUACAAUGGAGACUGGGGCACAGUUUGUGAUGAUGGCUGGACAGACCUUGGUGCCCAGGUGGUCUGCAGGCAGCUGGGCUUCAGUGGUCCUGCUGCCCUGGCCUCUGAAGGGGACUAUGCUGCUGGCCAAGGCUUUAUCUUACUGGAUGAUGUGGCAUGUGUGGGGACAGAGCUGUCCCUCCUGGACUGUCCCCACAGCAACUGGGGACAGCAUGACUGCUCACAUGCUGAAGAUCUGGGAGUCCGCUGUUCCCCAGAAAGCAACACAGUCAUGGAUGGCAGCCUGGGGCCUCCCAUACGGCUGGUGGAUGGAGAAAGCACCAAGGAGGGACGAGUUGAGGUGUUACUGAAUGGGCAGUGGGGCAGUGUCUGUGAUGAUGACUGGACGGACAGAGAUGCCACAGUGGUUUGCAGGCAACUGGGGUUCAGUGGUACCGCAAAAGCCAGAGCAAUGGCUUAUUUUGGUGAAGGCCAUGGGCCCAUCCAUCUGGACAACAUAGAAUGCAGUGGCACGGAGCACACCCUGGGGCAGUGUGCCAGGUCUGACACCACGAUUCACAGCUGCUGGCACAGUGAGGAUGCUGGUGUGAUCUGUGACUACGUGGAAGAGAAGGUCCAAGAUAUCAGAAGAACAGGUCCAGAGUCUGGUGUGUGUGGGAUGCGCCUUCUCCACCGUCGCAAGAAAAGGAUCAUAGGUGGAAACAAGUCUCCCAGAGGCGGUUGGCCAUGGCAGGCCUCACUUCGGCUGAAGGGUUUUCGUCGAGAUACUCGCCUGCUGUGUGGGGCAACAGUGAUCAGCAGCUGCUGGGUGGUGACUGCAGCCCACUGCUUCAAAAGGUUCGGUGUUGAUGUGCGGCGCUACCUGCUGCGGGUGGGCGAUUACCACACAGGUGUGAAGGAUGAGUUUGAGAGGGAGCUGCCUGUGGAGCGGAUUGUCCUGCACAGGAACUACUGGGCUGGCAGCAAUGACAAUGACAUAGCCCUGGUCCGGGUGAGGGGCAGAGAAGGGCACUGUCUGUCCUUCAAUCGCCAUGUUCUGCCCGUCUGCCUGCCCGACAGGAAAGAGAGGUCUGACAUCAACAGGCAAGCCUGUAUCAUCUCCGGCUGGGGAGACACAGGGAAGUCCUAUUCAAGAACGCUGCUGCAGGGGGUGGUGCCUCUUCUCCCACGGGAAGACUGUGAGGUCCGCUACGGGCAGAAGUUCACUAACCGCAUGAUUUGUGCCGGGAACCUCUCUGAAGAUAAACGAGUGGACAGCUGUCAAGGGGACAGUGGAGGGCCACUCAUGUGUCAGAGGUCAAAUGGGCGCUGGAUCAUUUUGGGCAUCACUUCCUGGGGGUAUGGCUGUGGUCGGAAGGAUUCACCCGGUGUGUACACAAAGGUCAGCAAAUUUGUACCCUGGAUCAAGAGAGUGACCAAGCUAAAAUGAAAAUGACUGGGCUCUAGGAACUUCAGCCUAUGGUCCUUUUGCCCUGCAGCAGCAGAAGGCUGUGGCUUCUGGUUGUGACUGAUGGAGAUUUAUUUUGUCAUUGGACACUGGCAAAGGACUCUGAUGUAGAGCUGGAAGAAAACCAGUUAUGACUGAUGCUUUAAAGUCUUUGAUUUCACUUUAGUCUGUAAUCUGUAAGCAGAGAAAGCAGGUGCACACUGGUAACAAUGAUAAGUAUACGUUGCCCUAAGUAUCUGAGUCCUGUAAUGCAGUGACACUUGUUCCUUUGCCCUGGCACACAGAAAUAGUAGAAGCAGAGAGAUACCUGCCACUGAAAAUCUAUUCCUGUUUGUAUGUUUGGACAGUUGAAAAAUGCUGCAAGGAGAGGUGAGAUGCUUGGAAGAUGGCACCGGGUGCUGGCACAGUGGAAAUCUUCAGAUAUUUUUUCAUAACAGCUCUCUUCAAUUCCAGGAAUCAGAAGAUUUGAGCUGAGCUGGGGUUUUUUUCUUCCCUGUUAUGUCUCUAGGGGGAACCUUUUCUCUUCUGGAUAGUAUGUCUGCUUCCAUAUGAUCCCUUUCAAGUGUCUGCCCCUGCUAAGAGAUGCUUGUCCUUUCUGCUGUAAUCCUCUGUCACACAUUUCUAGCUGCCAGAUGCUAUGUUUUUUUUGCUGCUUUCUCACUAUAGUGGUUCUUUGUGUGUGUUUGUUUUCUUGCUUCCUUAAAGUAGCAAGUUGUUGGUGUGGGAGUAAAUCUUCAUUUUUAAGAGACAGUAGGUUUCUUGCCCUUAUGAUUACUGUGAAGAACUUAAAAAUACGACCUCAGGUGGCUGAAUAGACAUGUUAUUUUUCUUUAAAUCCAAAUGUAAUGUUAAUCUCAAACAUUCAGGUGUUGAAUCAUGAUUUAACAGCACUGUGGGGACUUCCUCUUGGUAGCUUAAUCACCACAGUUAGUAGCUGCCCUUUACUUGUGCUGUUAGUCUUUAAUAUCUCUGUGUUCACAGUUCUCCCAUGAAACGUGGAAAUACUCCUGGGGUAUAGAUACACCUCAAGCAAAUUACUCACUCCUUGUGAAAAACAGUAAGUGUGCUGCAAAGCAGCUUCCUGCUUUCCUGAAGUGUGUCCUAUUCUUGAAACCUCUGGGCUAUUCAUUCUUUUUUUCUCUUCUUUGCACUAUUUCUCUUUUCAUUCCUCUCAUUGGGAGUAAACUGGCUUAACUCAAGGGUAUGCAAGCACUGUCAACAAGCUGUAGUUCUCAGCCUGAACAGAAAUAAUGCCGAGAAAAAGCAGGGAUUAUUGAAUACUUCAAUUUCUUCCUUCCAUCUCAUCCAAACAAAUGAACAGAGUUCCCUCUUAUGCCUUAAGCAGUUUUUAAAGUUAAUUUAUUAUUCUUGAGUAGGUAAAAAAAUAUAAAACUAGACAGAAGGGCUAAGUGCAUUAACAGCUGUGCAGUGCACAGUGUCUUCUCACUGUGUAUAGAUAAGCCAGAGAGAAGACAGGUCUGCUCAGGAGCAGAAAGCUUUGAUGUGUAACAAAGGACCCGAACGUGGAGUAAUAAUACAAGAUGGGACACGUGGAACUUGUGCCAGAUGUGCAUGUUUUGGGUUUGCUCAUGCACUGCAGGGUAGGCAAUCACUGGGUCUGGCACUGACCUGCUGCCUGGAAGGUCUGCACUCAAGGCACUGAGGUGUUCAGUAUCUAGGCAUUAC